GAGUCUUAUCUUUCAUCCCUCUCAAGCAAUACAUACUUGGUAGCCUGUGACGAGGAUGGUGAGAAAAGAGAGUGGAGCGAGAGAAAGGAGAUAGAGAGGGGGAGACAGAAAUGCAGGAGAGGGAGAGAGAAAGACAAGUUUUUUAAGAGGUUAGGUGGUUAGAACACUGCUGAGAGACUGUUAGGCUACAGUUCUUCUUUUCAGUCGGCUGAUCAACCUGGACUUUUCUAAACCUAAAGAGGUGGCACCUUAAACUUAGCUUUCUCCAACCCAUGAGUUUCUGUGGGACAAUAAAGACUGAGUAAGAGAGCUUUUGAUUUUGAUACCAUGGACAACCACACAUUCGUCGCUACAACCGUCAAUGCAACUCAUAAUACAGAACUGAAAGAGAUGCCACAGAAUCCUCUUGAAGUUCAGAUUGUUACUAUCUUUCUUGCGAUACUUAUAUGCGGUGUUGGAAUAGCAGGAAAUAUAAUGGUAGUGUUGGUUGUGCUGCGAACCAAGCACAUGAUGACCCCGACCAACUGUUACCUUGUCAGUCUUGCUGUAGCAGACCUUAUUGUGCUUUUAGCUGCAGGCUUGCCAAACAUUUCGGAUGUGGUUGCUUCAUGGUUAUACGGUUACGCAGGAUGCCUUUGUAUAACAUACCUGCAAUACCUUGGCAUUAACGUGUCCUCCUGCUCGAUCACAGCGUUCACUGUUGAACGAUACAUUGCAAUAUGUCACUCUAUCAAAGCGCAAUUUAUCUGCACCGUGUCUAGGGCAAAGAAGAUUAUUGCGUGUGUAUGGAUCUUCACGUCGCUCUAUUGCAUUAUGUGGUUCUUUUUAGUGGACACGGAGGAAACUGAGUACGCCAAUGGGGUAAUGGUCCGAUGCGGUUACCGUGUCUCCAGAAACCUUUACAUGCCAAUUUACUUUCUAGACUUUACGCUGUUUUACGUUAUUCCAUUGAUUGUGGCAACUGUGCUGUACGGCCUCAUUGCACGAAUUCUUUUCAUGAGCCCAUUGCCGAGCAACGUCAACGACAGAGGCGAUUCUGUGCACCAGGGGCGCAGCAACAGCACUGUCAAGGUAUCGGGCAAGUCUAACAAGGGCGCAGUGUCUUCAAGAAAACAGGUCACAAAGAUGCUGGCAGUGGUAGUUAUUCUUUUUGCCUUGCUCUGGAUGCCAUACCGAACACUGGUGGUGGUCAACUCCUUCAUGGACCCACCAUACACGGACAUAUGGUUCCUGCUAUUCUGCCGGAUGUGCAUCUACACCAACAGCGCCAUCAACCCCAUCAUUUACAACCUCAUGUCUCAGAAGUUCCGCGGCGCCUUUAAAAAGCUUUGCAAGUGUCCAGGCCACGGUCCAGAGAAGGUAAACAAGUACAAUGUGCCAGUGUAUUAUAGCGUCAUUAAGGACUCCUCCCAUGAAAGUAAUGAACCUCUCACAGAGCAGGAGGAUGCUUGUAGCUAUGGAAACACUGUAAAGAGGGUCAACUUUACAGAUAAGAAUAAUGAUACAAGUAAUAUGUUCAGUAUUGCUUGAUACAGGCUAAUCCAUCCUUUUUUUAAAGCUCCAGUGUAUGGUCAAGCCCAGGGUCUUAACAUAAUAUAGACGUAUUAUGAAAUUAUGAGAGCUGUCUGUUAUUGUGUAGUUGUUGAAAUGGCAACACCCUGCCAGAACAUGGAACAAAAUAUGCUUAGUUGUCUGGCCCUGUGACAAACACACUGAGAAACAUUAUGUUGCACACUACAGAGGGGCCAUUCUUGUGUAAUUGACUUUAUGGUGUGUAAAAAGGAUUUGUGUAGUAUUAUUGCUGUUAUUUUACUGGUAAACACUCAGAUACAGAUAUCAUUUCUACAUUUGUGUAUCACCUAAUAUUUAGGUGUUGUUUUUUGUUUCAUUUAAAGUAGCAUUUUUUAGGAGUAGGAGUAUUUAGGUACUAUAUUUUGUUAUUUUACAAGUGUUUGUAAAUAUUUCACUAAACAUGAAAAUGUUGCUUGUUUAAUUUGUUUUGCAUGCCAUGCUGACACUUGAAGUGGGUGAUACAGUUGUGCAAUAUGUGUUUGAUUGCAGUAUUACUAUAUGAAAGUAUGUUCAGGACAGGAUCAGUCAAAUGCCAUCAUACUUUUGGGAAACUUGUUGUUAUGAUUUAGUGUUCAAGUUGAUGAAUCAAAGUAAAAGGUAUAUAAGCAGUA
Molecule: messenger RNA, 2183 nt
Organism: Osmerus eperlanus (European smelt)
Lineage: Eukaryota; Metazoa; Chordata; Actinopteri; Osmeriformes; Osmeridae
Product: thyrotropin-releasing hormone receptor
Exons: 3
Coding region: 328-1530 (400 amino acids)
Biological process (GO): phospholipase C-activating G protein-coupled receptor signaling pathway
Cellular component (GO): membrane
Molecular function (GO): thyrotropin-releasing hormone receptor activity
Source: RefSeq, a predicted model, not a curated record